GUAAAUAAAGCUUCGCAGAAAGCUAGCUACAUUAGCUCCAUGUAACUAUGAAGGUUAAUGUGUUAUUUUGAUGGUGACCAUGAUUUCAGUGAGCUAUAUUCUGUUGUGCGGGCAGCUGCUCCUGCUCCUCACGGUCAUACUGUUACAAUGUCUGGAAGGAAUUCACUCCCAGAACUCAACGAUCACUGAGACACCCUCUGCUGCCCCCAGUCAGGGAGCCACAUCUCUCCCGUUCACCGAUCAGCCGCCUGAAGUCGUGAAAGAUGAAAUACCUUCAGAGAGUACGAAUUAUACCGAGCCUUACGAGUAUAAACCCCCGUCACCAGUCGUCCUCUGCAGCUAUCUACCGGAGGAGUUCAUCUAUUGUCAAGACCCUGUAGAUCAUGCAGGCAACCACAGCGCCUAUGUGGAGAUGGGCCACGGUUGUGUUGGGUGGGGUGGCCAGACUCAGAAAGAAGUGAACCACACACCGGUUAUCUGCACUGCACUGGAUGAUAUAGAAUGUGCCGGACCCAGAGAAUUCCUCAGAGGGAAGGUACCCUGCAUCAAGUACACAGGACACUAUUUUAUCACCACGCUGCUGUACUCUUUCUUCCUGGGUUGUUUCGGAGUCGAUCGGUUCUGCCUGGGCCACACCGGCACCGCUGUGGGGAAGCUGCUCACCCUGGGAGGCCUUGGAAUCUGGUGGUUCGUGGACUUGAUCCUGCUCAUCACCGGUGGCCUGAUGCCCAGCGAUUACAGCAACUGGUGCACUUAUUACUGACAAAAGGACAGUGAACUCAAAUAUUAUCAGUUACAUAUUGAGAAGUCCGGGGAUCUGGCCUCAGCCUACCGUGGUAAUGAGUCUGUGGGUUGGCUUGUUCUGAGGGGAUUUACAGCGGUGUCAUGCAAAGUGGAAUCCAGGGAGCUCCUCAGGGCUCCGACAAGGUUCCCAGUGGCUCCAAAGUAAAAUGAGGAAUAAUUUGAUUUCAUUCUAAUUUAAUUGACUUUGAAUAUCACUCUGAGAAUGUAUGAAAAUGACUAUUGUACUCAGAGCUUUCACUAGAGAGAGCCACAGUGAAGACAGUAUUGAGCUUUUUUAGUGGUAAAUUGUCAGUGAAGGUCACUUUCACACAUGUAGUUCAGUUUAAAGUGCUUAGACAUGCUGCCUUUUAUUUGUGGUGUGUGUCACAUUCAUACAGACAGGAGUAAACAUGACGUCAUACCAACUGACAAGAAACAUAUCAAUUGGACAGUUUUGGUGAUGUCAUCUUGCAUCAAUAGCUUCCUCAUUGGGAAGUCAAAAUUUGGUGAAUGCAUUCUUUCUAAUGUAUCGGGGCUAAUGCUCACACUCGCAUGGUGACGCACACAUGUGUUACCAUGGUUACUGAAUGUUUUGUGUAGGUACUGUAUACAUCUCUAAAACAAAUUGCCUCCAUGAUAGUUUCGCUUUCAGUUUCAGCUUUCAAGAACAGCACCCGAUUCAUAACUGCCCCUUUUUAAUCAAAGGUGCACAUGUGCGACACAGACCAACCACAACAUUUAACGAUGGUGGAUACAUGAUUUAGCACACAUUCAAAAGCUGUCAAGGAUUCAAUUUGUUAAGCAUUCAGUGUGCGCAGUUGAUCAUUCAGUAACCAUGAUGAGAGUAAUGGGCUUCCCUGAUGCAUCAGAAAGUGAAAGGGAGUUAAAACAGACGCGUGUUGAGCUUAUGUUCUGCCAAAAGAGUGGAAUAGUGAGCGUCCCUUCAUAACUACUUUGUUCUUCACUGUCUAUCACAUUGGAGACCCAUAGGUCAGUGUCCAAGUCUUCACAUUGGAGAAAUUGAGGAACAUCUGGUGGGAACUUGGAAUACAUUAGAAACUAGAUUUUUGUGCUUUUAGACUCAUUCUGUGCUGUAGCAGUGUUGCUGUACAAAAUCCUGCACACAGACCUACAAUCUUUCAUUCCAGUAGAAAACUGAGCAAUGAUCCUACAACUUUUCAGCUAAGUCCUGAAGGCAACACUCUGCACAGUUAUUAUCAGAGCUUCAAGCCUCUUCAAGUUAGUAAAAUAGCCCAGCUUUGACCUUUUGCUGUCCUCUUCAACUAUAUGUCGCCUGAAUCCUGCAUUUUCUCAGUACUUACACUGAUGAAUAUUACAGCCCCGAGCAAGUAGAAACACAGAUCUGAAGACAGAUAGCUAUCACACAAGUCAGGUGAUGAUUGAGUGAUUUUCCGUAUUGACAGAAGGAAUGUUAUGGUAAACGUCUUUUACCUUGAGAUUACGGGGAGAACUCCGCUCCCGACCCCCGUUAAGAAGUCUCCGACUAAAACAAAAUCUUGAUCUUCAUUGACUUUUUUCUUCCUGCUCUGCUCAGGUCUGGCAUUAAAUAUUCAAAUCCUCGUCUUACCGCCUUUGUUAAAUUUUCCCAUCUUUAUCUGCGACCAAAGGUUUAUGUACCCUUCCGUAGAUGGAGCAGGUUUCAUUACGUAAGGAUCCAAUAAAACCCCUUUUUUUUUUUAGGUCUCCUCAUAAAAAGUUGAAGAAGACACGAUCGCAGCAAUAUGCUUCCAGCAGGUGAUAUAUAUUUUCAGCUGGCUAAACAUCUUUUUUAAGAGGUGAGCAUUAAAACACUGCUUUACAUAUUCCACUGAAUCCACAAUAUGGCGCUUCAUAUGCUUGUCUUAAACACCUGUAAAAGAAUACGUUUUUUUCCCGAUAUUUCCUUAAAUCUGAAGGUUUUAAACUCAAAUCCUGAAUCCAGUUGUACAGAAUUGCCUCAAAUUAGUAGAAAGACAUACUGUAACACACUCAUUUUUGUGGAUGUAUAAUAUUGAUCCGCCCAACAGAAGCUUUUAUAUUUCUUUAAAGCGAAUCCACUGUGCUAUUUAUUUAUUUCUUAUCUGUUUGUUUGUGUUGUUGCAGGGGAUUUCAGGGGGAAUACUUAGCAAUUUGUCAGUGUAUGCUGUUCAUUAAAAAUUUAAGAAGGAAAACCGUAUUAAAAUGUUUAUUCCAGAUUGUUCUAUCAAUCUUUUCUGUGUUUUUUUUUUUUUUUUUUUUGUAAUUAAAGCUGCACAUGUGCUCCUGGAAUACCCGAUUUCCUCAAUCCAAAGUGUUCGGUGUUGUAUUUAUCACUGUUCACAGUCAUGACUCAAUAAAAAGUAUCUGGAA
Scomber scombrus (Atlantic mackerel) is the source of this 3132-nucleotide messenger RNA. RefSeq names its product TM2 domain containing 2 (gene tm2d2). The transcript has 4 exons. The coding region runs from base 71 to 763 and encodes 230 amino acids. Lineage: Eukaryota; Metazoa; Chordata; Actinopteri; Scombriformes; Scombridae. The record is from RefSeq and is a predicted model, not a curated record.